AUGGAAUCGGAGAUUUUAAUCAGCGGUCAGCUCGAUCUCGGCGACAUGGCGGAUUUCAUCGCAGGCGACGCCUGCGACUUCGGCGACUGCUUCUCCGACGACGAAUUCGACGUCGACGAAUUGGAGCGUCGCAUGUGGAAGGAUCGCCUGAAGCUGAAGCGAAUCAAGGACGGACAGAAGGCGAAAGACAGCGAGAUAACUAAUCCGGCAGACGAGGCGAAAGAUGCGGCGGGAGACGCGGCGACGGAUGCGCCGAAGGACGCGGCGGGCGAGGACGAGCAGAAGACGCGGCAGCGGCAGUCGCAGCAGGACCAGGCGCGGCGGAAGAAGAUGUCGCGCGCGCACGACGGCAUACUUAAAUAUAUGCUCAAGAUGAUGGAAGUGUGCAACGCGCAAGGGUUCGUGUACGGAAUUAUCCCCGAGAAGGGGAAGCCCGUCGGCGGAAGCUCCGACAAUCUGCGCGCGUGGUGGAAGGACAAGGUGCGCUUCGACCGCAACGGCCCCGCGGCGAUUGCGCGCUACAACGCGGAGCAGGCCGCCGCUUCUUCCGCCGCCGCCGCUGCUGGGGGGAACGGCAACGUAUUUCCCGGCGGGAUGGUCCCCGGCGCGGGCGGACUCGGCGGGAGCGGACUUUCCGCGCUCGCGACGCCGCAGACGCUGCAGGAGCUGCAGGAUACGACGCUGGGAUCGCUGCUUUCCGCGCUGAUGCAGCACUGCGACCCCCCGCAGCGGAGAUUUCCGCUCGAGAAGGGCGUUCCGCCGCCCUGGUGGCCGUCGGGGGAGGAGCAUUGGUGGCCGCAGCUGGGGCUGACACGUGGCACCGGCCCGCCGCCGUACAAGAAACCGCACGACUUGAAGAAGGCGUGGAAAGUAGGCGUGCUGACGUCAGUCAUCCGGCACCUGUGUCCUGACGUGGCGCGGAUUCGAAAGCUGGUUCGCCAGAGCAAGUGCCUGCAGGAUAAGAUGACGGCGCGCGAGAGUGCCACGUGGAACGCCGUGCUGGACCAGGAGGAGGCGGAGAUUCUCAAGGCACAAGGGCGCCUCGAAGACGCGGCGAAAUUCGACCCGUUUGCUGCCGGAUCGCCCGUAAGAGCCCCCAGCGCGGGUGCGUUCGAGCGCGACGGCGGAAUUACCGGCGGGAUUGGUGACGGGAUUGGCGGAGGAAUUGGGGGAGGGAUCCGCGGAGCGGACUUGACGGGCGUGGAUACGAACGCGCUUCUGGCGGAGAUUCUCAGCGGAAAGAUGCACGCCGGCGCACUUGACGCGGGGGAGGAUAAGCGGGGAAGCUUUAAACUAUCCGCGGCUGGUAACGGGACAGACUAUGACGAGUACGCGCCUGAAGCACCUGGCCGUUUGGCUGGCCGCGUCAAAACGGAGCAGGAGAUUCUGAAUAUCCCCGCUACAGUGUUCUCCGGUACAAGCAACCUCACCAGCGCUUCUGCCGCUGCUGCUGCUGCUGCUGCUGCUGCUGCUGCUGCUGCUGCUGCUGCUGCUUCGCUCUCACAGGGUGCGGGGUCCUUAACCCCAGAGCACAGAGUUUUUCUCUGCCCGUUUGACCGCUGCCCGAAGCACCAGUGGAGCAACGCCUUUGCUGACCGCAACGCGCGGAACCUCCAUCAAGCCUCCUGCCCGUUCCGCCCCAAGCUCUCAGGCUCGGGCUCCCCUGCUCCUGCUGGCGCUGCCGGCGUCACUGGUGCUAACAUCGGUGGUGCUAAUAGAGGUGGCGGCAUCACCUGCCCCAUUCGGAGAAGUGCGAGUGCCUCCUCCUUCCUUCCUUCCGGAAAUCCCGUCUUCGCUUCCGCUGCCGCCGGUGCUGCUGGUGUGGCUGGUUCUGUUGGUGUGGCUGGUGCUGCUGGUGGUUUGGCUGUAGCCAGUGGAGGCGGCAGCAGCAAGCCGUCUGGCAAGGACCCUGCCGCCUUCGCGUCCGCCGCUGCUACAGCCGCCGCCAUCAAGGCGAGCAUGCAGCAGGCUGGGCUGUCAAGCGUUGGUGAAGCGGUGGAAAAAACGGGGAGCGACGGGGGUGUUGGAAGCCCCACGUCAUGUAAUGAUGCUCUCAGCAACGCCGGCUUGAGCAAUACUGGACUGAGCAACGGCGGGGUCAGCAAGAGCAGCAGCACUGGAAAUUCCGCGAGCAAUCAAUUCGCUCGUCCAUCCAUUCUCCUCCCAUCUGCCACACCUGCCUCUCCUGCUGCUCCCGCCAUCUCCCCGCGUCUCGCUGCUAUUAUAGCCCAGCAGCAGCAGCAGGAGGAGCUAAUCGCAACCGUUGGAUCUUGGGCCAAGGGCCAGCUUCAAACCAGGAUGAAGCGCCGAGCCUUGUCGGACCUCCAAGCCUUGGUGCCCGGCGAGCGCACGCUCGGCCGAGCCUUGACCGAACCUGAGGUCCGGGCUGAAGCAGGCGGGGCAGAGGGGAGCGGUGCUGCUGAUGCUGGUGCGGUGCAGUAUGGUGGGUUUGAGAAAUUGACUGGAGAGGAGUGUGGGUUGGGUGGUGGUGGGGGAGGAGGGGCUGAUGAAUUGGGUAUGUGGGAUGGGGGCAUGAUGGGGACUUAUGGCAGUAGCAAUGGCAGCGGUGGUGGCAGCAACGGUGCUGCUGCUGGUGCUGUUGGUGUUGAUGGUCAUGAGAAUAUGUUUGGGAUGGGUGUAGGAGGGAUAGCUGGAGGUUUAACAGGAGGAGUGACAGGAGGCGGGCUAGCAGGAGGGCUAGCAGGGCUAGCAGGGGCACAUGACCCGAUGAGGCUGAUGGGUCAGUUGAUGGAUGACGAUUUGCACUACUUCAGCUGCUAG
This is a messenger RNA of Closterium sp. Yama58-4, 2781 nucleotides long. NCBI's taxonomy places the organism in Eukaryota, Viridiplantae, Streptophyta, Zygnematophyceae, Desmidiales, Closteriaceae. The record is from the annotation of a GenBank genome assembly.